Mycena citricolor is the source of this 440-nucleotide messenger RNA. NCBI's taxonomy places the organism in Eukaryota, Fungi, Basidiomycota, Agaricomycetes, Agaricales, Mycenaceae. The record is from the annotation of a GenBank genome assembly.
GUCGAGGGCGCUCUCCAAAGGACUCAACGUGCAUUAUCAGCUCCAAGCGUCGACUGCUCGACCGCGCUUUGAUCAAGCCUCACCGCAUCGGGAUAUACCCAGAAUACAUCGGUAGCUCUUCCGCGCGAUCGAUCCGUCCCGGGAUUUCCGCUUUUGGUCGCGCUUUGAGGCUCUGGCGCAGUCCCCGUUACAUUUCUGCCUGUCGCAUUGUCAGACCUAUUCCGCCACUCUGCUGGCCGUUGGAGAGGCUUUGUCUAUGUUCUGGCGUUUGGAAAUGCGGAGACGCGUUUGUUUACAGCUAUUUGAGGGAGCCGGAAUUCCAAUCUCUCUCUGCUUUCGCCGCGAUUGCGUUUGCGUGCAUCCCUCCCUAUCCUCGUCUCCAUCAGCUCCUACCAUGCCAAAUUCGUCGUCCUCGACUCAUCGCUUGGACGGGGCUUCGA